UAUAGUACACACACUGUAAAAUAUUUCUACUCAAAAAUAAGUAUGUGAGCAUUUUUGUGACACUAUCUUUUAUUGAUUGUUAAAUGAAAAUUAAUUACAAAAAAUGUUUAGUCCGGGUUUGUAAUAAAAUGAAAUUUAAAUUUAAUUAGAAAAUGAAAAUUGUUUGGAAAUACAUUUUUAUAUUAAUCUGGUUUGCAUAUUUGAUAUGCUCUGGAGUAAUUUUGUUCUCACGAGGUUUUCUCUUGUCAAGAAUCUCGAAAAAGGACGUAAGCACCUGCCGUCAUCUUUCUACUAAUGCAAAUGAAGAAUAUUAUCUGAACCAAGAAAUUGUGAAAGAAAUUUUUAAAGAUGUAAACGCUUCAUCAAGCUUAUGUCUUCCAAAAAAGUCAAAAGUUAUAAUUUUAGUAAUUGAUGCCUUAAAGUAUGAGUUUGGCUUAUAUCAGCCAAAUUUAGAAAAACCACUGCCAUAUCAAAACAAACUCACUAUUUUUGAAGAGCUACUCACUAAAGAACCGGAUCAAACACGUUUAUUAAAAUUUUUAGCUGAUCCACCAACGACAACAUUACAACGUUUGAAAGGUAUGACUACAGGGAGCUUGCCAACUUUUGUUGACAUAGGUUCGAAUUUUGCAACACCGGAAAUAAAUGAGGAUAAUAUUAUUGAUCAAGUGACAAGGAGUGGACUAUCUGCCGUUUUUCUAGGAGACAGCACUUGGACUGACCUAUACCCAAAAAGAUUUAAACGACACUACUCAUAUCCAAGUUUUGAUAUUUUUGAUUUAGAUACCGUUGAUAGAAAAAUUGAAAAAUAUUUACCAAAGGAAUUGAAUCAGGGAGACUGGGAUUUAUUAAUUGCUCAUUUUUUAGGAGUAGAUCAUUGUGGUCAUCGUUAUGGACCACUACAUCCUGAAAUGUCCAGAAAGUUAACGGAGGCGGAUAAUAUUAUAAGAAAAACAAUUGAAAUAAUGGAUAAUGAAACAACAUUAUUUGUAAUUGGUGAUCAUGGAAUGACAAAAACAGGUGAUCAUGGAGGAGAAUCAAUUGAUGAAAUUGAAGCAUUGUUAUUUGCCUAUUCAAAAAGUCAUAAAUUUAUAACGAGCGACUUUGGGUCGAGUAAUUCAUCCAUGCGUCAGAUCGAUGUAGUUCCAACAUUAGCCACUAUACUUGGAGUUCCGAUUCCAUAUUCCAAUUUGGGUCUUAUAAAUUUUAACUUAGUUCCUGAUAUAAAAACACCGUAUAUGUUAAAAUAUCAAACCCUUUUACUACACGCUUGGCAAAAUGCAAAACAAAUUUAUAACUAUUUUACACAAUAUGCUGUUGAAAAUGCGCACACUUUUCAAUUCGAUGACAUGGAUGAUGUUCAAAAUAAAUUUCUAGUUUUAACACAUCGUGUUAACACUAUUUAUUCAGAAACGGCUUACAAAAAUUUUAUAAAAGAUUUAAAUCAACACUUAAGAGAAAUUUUGAGCACAUGUCGAAAUAUUUGGGUGAAGUUCGAUGCCAAUCAAAUGUCUCAAGGACUAUUAUUAACAUUUUUACCAAUAUUUUUUGCAUUUUUGCUAAUAAACAAUUUAAAGGUGUUUCAAAUUGCUCGGGUUUUUAACACCAAAACAAUUUUAUACAUAUAUUUAUUUAACUUUGCUGCGGGAGUGUUCGCAUAUCGAUACUUCAAAGAUUUGCAAAUGAAAACAGAACUUCACAGUAUUAUAUUUUUUAGUGGAAUAGUUAGUACAUUUUUCUUGUCAUUAUUAACUGUACAUAAUUGGCCGCAGAUCGCUACUAAUUGGAGCCAUGUUAAACGAUUCGUCAAUUUUCCAACUAGAAUAAUAUUCCUCAUUUCAACUAGUAUUUAUUUCUCAAAUAGUUUUAUAAUACAGGAAGCAAAAAUUUUAUCAUACAUGUUAAUUUGUUUAUUAUUAAUUCUUAUGUAUGAUUUGAUAAGAGAAAGUAAUAGAUUCGAUGGUGCAUUAAAUUAUUUAGCGAACAAUGUUUCUUCAAAUAAAGUGCCAAAAUUUAAAUUAAAGGUUUUCUUUAAAUCUGUAAUAUUUAAAUUAAUAAUAUUGGGAAUUUUCGCAAUCACUUUGAUACGCUUUAGUUGGACACUGUUCAAAUGUAGAGAAGAACAUGGAAAUUGUGAUGAAAGCACAGUAUCUCCAAAUACAUCCAAUUUGUAUAACAAGUAUAAUUUAAAAAUUAAAACCUAUUUAGUGUCGAUUGUAACGCUGCUUCUAUACACUACUUUAACUAGAAUUUACUUAAAAUCUUGCGGAAAUCUUACAGGAUUCUCGCUUAAUGUUUUAUUAGCUCGAUAUGGUCCAUCAGUAGCUGCAAUAUGUACUAGUGGUCACAUACUUUUAUCGAAUAGUCCGGUUAAAACAGUAAAAAUGUAUCAUAUUGAUGGAAUGGCAUGGGUUGUUUACUUUUUACUAGUACUGCAAAUUUUAAUUUUAUGUAUUAGUCCUUUAAUGACGCAUGUUCUACCACCAAGACAAAAUUCAAUUGCUAUCAAUCCAUACAGCAGUAUUGUACCUGAAAUAUUCAAGAAAAUGAAAAAAAUUUACGAAGGUGAAUGCGAACAGAAAAAUAAUGAAAUUCCUGUUGUAUUCGGAUUGGCUACAGUUUAUUCUUCGAUAUUGAUAUCUUUUGCCGUUUUCUUUUGUUUAACUAUAAUUCUAUUAUUAGAACCCAAAGCUGUUGUCGGAAUUGUUAUUUGCAUAAUUACAGCUAUUGUUAUUUUAAGUAUCCAUUCCAUAUUAAGAUUUAGAACAUCAACCAGUUUGGAAACUUGCGUGCAACCAACGUUUACCGGCGUCGUGACGUGGUAUAUAUUGGCACAAUAUUGUUUCUUUGCCACUUCACAUCAAACUACAUUAUCGCAAAUUGAUUGGAGAGCUGCAUUUGUGGGGCGUUCUGCAAAUUUUGAUCAUUCAAAUGUUUUAUCUGCUAUAUUAGUAAUAUUAAACACAUUCUGUGGACAAAUUUUCUUCACAAUUUUAUCAGGUUUAUUGUGUUCUGAAACAUUUUCAAUUUACGCACUCUUUCCACAUUUAAAAUCAAUUACUGGACCAACAAAUAACAGUUCAUUGCAGCAAAAUAAUUCUAAUUUUUCAAAUAGUAAUAAUGAGAAGAAAGUAGAUCGAGAAUUUAGUGGAAAUGUACGUAAAACUACGGUAAAUAAAAUAUCAAAAGCAGAAACGGGUUCAUUUGUGUAUUUGGCAAAUGAAUUUGAUAUCACUCGCGGUGAGCUUGUCUUAUAUGAAAAUGAAUCCAUGUACUUUGGAUGUUUAUUUAAAUUAGCUAUUCAGUUAUUUAUGUUACAAGGAAUAAAGGUUUUUUGUUCAAUGAUGGCUUGCACGAUACAUUGUCGUCAUCUUAUGGUUUGGAAAAUAUUUGCCCCACGUUUUAUAUAUGAAGCAAUUUCAACUUUAGUUACACUUCCAGCUGCUAUAAUUGGUUAUUUGAUUUUAUUAAGGAUUCAUUUUUCGGUGCACCGUUUAAUAAAUCAAAUCAAUAAGACUAAGUAAAUAUUUAAUAAAAAAAGUUGACAUCAUCUGUAAAAAGAAAAACAAAGCCUAAUAGUUGAAGAACCAAAGAAUCACCGAAACAGAAGGGGCACAUGAAAUAACGUAUGUAAAUAUUCGAAAUAUUUAAUAUAAGAAAAACAAAAAAAAUUUGCAGAAAAGCAAAAAGCAAUAUUGUACAUUUUUCAAGAAGUUUGUUUUAAAUUUGUAUUUAUUAAUAAAUUAAAUUUGUUU
Molecule: messenger RNA, 3755 nt
Organism: Condylostylus longicornis
Lineage: Eukaryota; Metazoa; Arthropoda; Insecta; Diptera; Dolichopodidae
Gene: PIG-O
Product: GPI ethanolamine phosphate transferase 3
Exons: 7
Coding region: 153-3524 (1123 amino acids)
Biological process (GO): GPI anchor biosynthetic process
Cellular component (GO): endoplasmic reticulum membrane
Molecular function (GO): mannose-ethanolamine phosphotransferase activity
Source: RefSeq, a predicted model, not a curated record